ACCCUAGCUUUCCUGGAUGUCCAGAUAUCGGGAUGUCGGGAUCCUUGCCGCGAAGCAGCGCAGCGCAGCGGUGCAGUGCGUGUGGGGCUGGGGCUGGACGGGCUCGUGCCACCAAGAGCAUUCCCACGUCAGGUGGUGCACCGCCGAUCCCGGACGUGGUGGCUUUGCAUCAUGGAUCGCCGUGAAAAGCUUGGGCUCGUUUUGGGAGGUGCCCAUGGCAUGAGCGGCAUGUUGCGUUUGCAUUUCAGAGCGUCGUGCCCUCCGGUGACGGAGACAUGUCGCCUGCUGCCGUCAGUCUUG
Molecule: messenger RNA, 300 nt
Organism: Phanerochaete carnosa HHB-10118-sp
Lineage: Eukaryota; Fungi; Basidiomycota; Agaricomycetes; Polyporales; Phanerochaetaceae
Exons: 1
Coding region: 17-223 (68 amino acids)
Source: RefSeq, a predicted model, not a curated record